UAAACAGACGACCGGCGACCGGUUCACCCACAAACUAAAUAGAGAUCUAUUGGCUUUUGUUAUUUUCAUGAUUCUUAUUUUAUUUUGGAACUGUGAUAUGUAACACUGAGGAAGUGUGUUUUUAUAAUUUGGUCUGAGGUUUAUAAAUCGGCGAAAUAAAGUUUAUAACAUAACUAUUUAAAGAAAUAUUACGCGCUGAUAAUUUAUUCCCAUUUUUUAUACACAUACAUGCGAUAAAAAUGAUUAUAUUUUUAAGUGAACUUCAAAAAGACCACUUGAGUUUACUUCAGAAACAUUCAACACAAGUGUUAAUUGAUUUUUGUAAACUUGCCAUAGACUAUUUGAACAACGGAAUAAAUGAAAAAAAAUAUGGUAUAGCAGCUGAGAAACUUGGUGUGUCGGUUGUAGCUGUACAGAAUCUUGUACAUGCUUUACUUUAUCUCAUCGUGGAGGCAUGCAAACACAAAUUGUCAGAACCAGAUUUCAAAUCUUCGUUGGGUAUAGCGGGUUUCUCAGAAGAACAGCAAGAUGUUCUGGUCAAGUUGUAUUCCGCUAAGAAUGCGGAGAUUUCAAGUAGCUUGAGCCUACUGCAGCAGAGAGAGCCUAGCUAUCAAGAUUUCACUUGGAGAUUUGAAGUUCAGGUUGCGACAAAAAGUUGCAUGGAAGAAAUCAAACCAAUGAUAAGCAUGAAUUUUACGGUCACUACACCGAAAAACUUUGGUCAAACCGAACAAAUAUAUAAUAUAGCCAAUGAUAUGAAUGCUAUAUCUCCAGUGCAUAUAAAUUCUAGUAUUCAAGAAGCUAAGACAUCUAGCCAUUGUCAGAAUAUUAUAAGUCAUCACUUGCUGCAGUGUGAUUUACCAAAUUUAAUUAAUAUGACCAAUGUGUUGGAGCAAGCAUUAAAAGAAUCAAAGAGUCAGCAUGUUCGAAAAGUGCAAAGAGUUUUAUAAUCAGCAGUAGAUUUUUUGGUAACAUUAUCUUAUUUUAGUUUAAGUAAAUACAUGUAUAAAUAUUAUGAAUGUUUUAUAUUGACUAGAGCUAUCAAUGAAUAAAUUGCACAAGGACAAUGUAUUUGAGAUUUUAUCUUUAUAGAAGACCACUGUUCUAUCUCUUCGCAAAUUUCUAUAAAUUGGUCCUGAGAUUUUAUUUUGGAAAAAAUCACAGAAGACCUCUAUUCUAUCUCUUCGCAAAUUUUCUGUAUAUUAUUUAGUGUUUAUAGAUUUACGGUUUACGACCGAUACGAAGUCACACCAUUAUGCCAAUGAAUUGCACAAGCCAAGCAAUAUAGCCCGUACGGCUCGACUUUUUUCACGAAAAUGUU
Molecule: messenger RNA, 1321 nt
Organism: Amyelois transitella
Lineage: Eukaryota; Metazoa; Arthropoda; Insecta; Lepidoptera; Pyralidae
Product: COMM domain-containing protein 2
Exons: 5
Coding region: 240-950 (236 amino acids)
Source: RefSeq, a predicted model, not a curated record